AUGGCGGCGGCGGUGGGGCGGGACGCUCUACCUGAGCACUGGUCCUACGGCGUCUGCGGCGACGGCCGCGUCUUCUUCAUCGACGACCUGGCCCGCACCACCACUUGGCUGCACCCGCGCACCGGGGAGCCCGUCAACUCCGGCCACAUGAUCCGCUCAGACCUGCCCCGAGGAUGGGAGGAGGGGUUCUCGGAGGAGGGAGCCAGCUACUUCAUCGACCAUAAUCAGCAGACCACAUCAUUUAGACAUCCUGUGACAGGACAGGUUUCUCCAGAAAAUAUUGAAUUUAUUUUGCGAGACGAGCAGAAUUCACAUAUGUCCAAGCAACAAGUAAACCAAAGACCUUCAAGUAUGGUCAGUGAAACAUCCAYUGCAGUAACUACAUCUACUGUUGAUGCAAAGCCUUCUGCUAAGGUUGUGAAAGCUGGCAGCAAAGUUCAUAGCUUUGGAAAGAGGGAGCAAGCGAUCAGGAGGAAUCCUAAUGUUCCUGUUAUAGUAAGAGGCUGGUUACACAAACAGGAUAGCUCUGGAAUGAGAUUAUGGAAAAGACGGUGGUUUGUGCUUGCUGAUUUUUGUUUGUUUUACUACAAAGACAGCAGAGAAGAAUCUGUUUUGGGUAGCAUCCCGUUGCCUAGUUACGUAAUAUCUCCUGUUGGACCUGAAGAUCGCAUAAAUCGGAAAUUUUCUUUUAAGGCUGUUCACACAGGAAUGAGGGCUUAUAUCUACAAUAAGAAUUCUGUCAUUGGCUCUCAGGCAGAGCAUUCGGGGAUGCGGACGUACUACUUCAGCGCAGACACGCAAGAGGACAUGAAUGGUUGGAUCCGAGCUAUGAAUCAAGCCGCCCUUAUGCAAACUCGYUCUUCACUGAAGAGAGAAAGUGAAAAAGUGGAUCAGCAAGCUGUUCCCCAAGCCAAUCAUGUGGAUGCCGCUAAAGAGCUUGCGAAGGCAGAGAUUUCAGAUUUAAAUGAAAGUUAUCAAAAAUCAGCAGAAACAUAUGGUUAUGAUAAGCGUGACGAGAUAAGAAGAGAAAAAGAGGAGGAGCAGCGUUACAUCCACCGAAAAGAAACUCUGGAAGCCAAGAAAGGAAAGGCCAAGCAUGCAUUAACAGAAGCUGAUUCAUUAUUUCCAGAUUUAAUGAGCGCACCCCGAUCCCAAGGAGCUCAGCCCCAGCCUGUUGAGAAGAAUGGGACGCUUCCCAGCUCAUUAAAUAGGAGCGCUGGUCUAGUGGAGCAGAAUGGGACUGGCUCUUAUAAAAGAGGGUUUGUUCCCAGAACAAAUCCAGAUAAACAGAUUCAAAGAAAAAGUAACAUGGCUCAAGUGGAGCACUGGGUAAAGGUCCAAAAAGGCGAUACAAAGAGCCUCGCUUCGGAUCAGACUCUCACACGCCAGGGUCCCAACCCUUCUCUGCCUCUUGCUGAGAACUAUCACACCUUGCCAAAGAACACCAGGCAGCCUUCAGGGAGCUCUUCCCCCCCACCAAACCGCAAUUUACCGAGUGAUUACAAAUACGCGCAGGACCGCGUUAGCCACUUGAAGAUGUCGCAGGAAGAAAGGAAGGCAAAUAAGGAUGGAACAGUUUGGCAGCUGUAUGAGUGGCAACAGAGGCAGCAGUUUAAACACGGCAGUCCCACUGCCCCGCUUUAUCCAGCCUUUCCAGACUUUGUUGAUCGUGGAAAGUCAAAAAGUUCUUUGGAUGUUCCACGGUCGAUAUCUGUCCCGCCGUCUCCAUCUGAUAUUCCUCCGCCUGGACCUCCRAAAAGUUUUCCACCCAGGAGACCCCACACUCCUGCAGAGAGGCUCACAGUUAAACCRUCUGAUGAGAGACAAACUGUAGAAGUCCCUUUUGCUGGAUCACCCAGGAAGAUUCGAAAUCAAGCUGUAAAGAGCUCGACCCACGUUGAUCGACGCUCCAUGCCAGCCAUGGGCUACAUGACCCAUACUGUAAGCGCACCCAGUUUGCAUGGCAAGUCGGCUGAUGACACUUACAUUCAGUUGAAAAAGGAUUUGGAGUAUCUGGAUCUAAAGGUGACGGGACGUGACACGUUAAAAGAACGAAGUACAAAACCUGUCAAGAUUGCAGAAAGUGAUAUUGAUGUCAAGCUAAGUGUUUUCUGUGAGCAAGACAGAAUUCUACAAGACUUGGAAGACAAAUUAAGAGCCCUGAAGGAAAAUAAAGAUCAGCUGGAGUCUGUCUUGGAGGUUUUACACAGGCAGAUGGAACAGUACAAAGACCAGCCACAACAUGCAGAAAAGAUAUCUUACCAGCAGAGACUUUUGCAAGAGGAUCUCAUACGUAUUCGAGCUGAAAUAUCCAAAGUUUCAACGGAAAUGGAAAAUGCCUGGAAUCAAUAUCUGAAAUUAGAGAAGGAUGUGAACCAGUUGAAGCGAGCCUUGCAGGAGCAGAUGAACAGUUCCCUUGUAUCUCAGGAGAAAACACAAAUACAAAAAGACCUAUGGAGAAUUGAAGAUGUUACAGCUGGCUUGAGUGUAAAUAAAGCUAAUUACAAAACCAUAGUAGAGUCAAUCAAGAAUCCAGAGAGAAAAGUAGUGCCUUCGUUUUCUCAGCCUACAGUGCCUUCCUUAGCAACUUCUCUGAAAAGUGCGGAGAACAAACCUUCCAUUCCACCAUCUAGUCCUCCAUCUAGUCCCCUUAAAUCUUCUGUGGAAGUCAGGCUAUAUCCACAGCCUUAUUUCCAGGCUAGAACACAGCAGCAAACACAGCAGCUGAAAAAAAUCGAGCCCCCUGUUCAGUCACCAGCUAAGCUAGCACCAAAGGUUGAAGAUGAAGCACCACCCAGACCUCCUCUCCCCCAGCUGUACAGUCCCGAUGAUCAGCCACCAGCUGUUCCACCCCUGCCCAGAGAAGCCACUGUCAUCAGACAUACAUCAGUGCGGGGCCUGAAGCGUCAGUCGGAUGAGAGAAAGAGAGACAGAGAACUAGGACAGUAUGUAAAUGGCGAUUAUAGGGUAGAGCUGCGCUCGUACAUGAGUGAACCAGAGCUAGCAACAUUAAGUGGGGACCUCAGCCAGCCUUCCAGUGGUUCAAUAACCUUGAACAGUGGAUACCAGACGUUACCUACCCGUGGUUUAUCUGGAUCUACUUCCAGAUUGCACCAAUCAUCUACCAUUUCAUCAUAUGCAACACUUCGGCGGGAUAGAUCCAAGGAGAGACCAAAGAGUGCCUUGGAACGUUUGUACUCUGGAGACCACCAAAGAGGCAGGAUGAGUGCAGAAGAGCAGCUGGAGAGGAUGAAGCGACAUCAGAAGGCUUUAGUUCGUGAACGCAAGAGGACUCUUAGCCAAGGAGAGAGGCAGUCUGGUCCAUCUCGGUCUUUCAGCAGGCACAUUUCUGCAGACUUAGGCUCAUGGAAACGAGAGCAAGAAUUUGAUUUGCAGUUACUGGAGAGAGUAGUUCGUGGAGAAGACAAGGAUGAAAACAGCUGGUUGAAAGUUCAGCCAGUGGCAGUAACAGAAACAGACCUGGAGCCUCAAGAUUAUGAUUUAGAUAUCAGCAGAGAGUUGUCAAAACCCGAGAAGGUGGCAAUUCCAGAGCGCUAUGUUGAGCUGGAGCCAGAAGAACCUCUUUCUGUGGAAGAGCUGGCAGCAAGGCAGCGUAAAGCAGAAAAGAUAAAGAAUAUUCUUACUAAAUCAAGUAUGCACAAUCUACAGCCUACUCUUGCCCAGGACAAGCACAACUCAGUUGAUUUAGAUUCACAGUUGCAAGAGCAGGAACGCAUCAUUACCAUAUCAUACGCUUUGGCUUCUGAAGCCUCUCAGAAGAGCAAGGAGGUAGCAGCUCAUCAGUUGACCUAUCCAUCUAAAGCACCCUCACCUUCUGUACCACAACCACCUCACUCUCCCUUAAGCAAUGGAUUUCACUACACAUUUGUCUAAACACCUUAAAACCAAAGCAGUAAUUGAGCAUUGACAUAAGCCUCAAAGCGAAACCCACCUAGCAAUGCCACAUGGAAGGAAGAAAAGCCCUUGCCCAGCUUUCUGUGGAGAAACUCAGCAGCCGACCACCACGCGUUCCUGUGAACACAUACUCUGAGAAGAAAAGGGGGAUUUUCUGUGAAAACUAAGCAAGUUGCAUAUCRCUUUAUUUUGACUUCAGUUUAGUUCAGACUUUUUAUAUGAAUAAAUGGCACUUUUAACAAACUCUGUAAGAUACUGACAGUGUAUUUUUAGGACAGAAUAUAUUUUAGAUUUUUUUAAUCAAGGGCUGAAUUCAUUUCAAGAGGAACUACUUACAUAAAUGUUACAAGAUGCUGUUACUCCCCCCUCAGGCUUAGAUACACAAUGUCAAGUUGCAUGAAGAAAUGCAAAUUGAACCAUGCUAGAAGCACUUCCAUAGCAUGUGGGUAAAGCUAACUCUGUCCAGAGGUUCACUGCCAGAGUUGCUCGCGAGGGAUGUGUUCUGGAGUUAAUCACUCGCUCUCAUGUCCGUUAAAGGGUUCCUUGCAAGUAGCUUCUAGCCUGUGUUUCUGCAUGUCACUAAUCCCGACUAGCUAAAAUGGUCUGCGAAGGGCAUGAGGACACUUGGUUUUAACUCAGCUUCCUUUUUGAUCCUGAAUGAGGAACUUGCCAUUGUCAACAUACAGUGUGUUACGCUGCUCUGACAGUAAUGCUGUCCCCUCAGUAAUAAACAGCUAACAAAUUAUAUUUUUUCAUAAAAGUUGAGAUGUGGAAGAAAAAACUUUAAUUAAAGUAUGUGAAGYAAGCAAUAAAUGUAAUAGCAUAUAUCAUUUUACUAGUAAAUAUAUAUUUUUUCU
Molecule: messenger RNA, 4772 nt
Organism: Nothoprocta perdicaria
Lineage: Eukaryota; Metazoa; Chordata; Aves; Tinamiformes; Tinamidae
Gene: PLEKHA7
Product: pleckstrin homology domain containing A7
Exons: 28
Coding region: 1-3894 (1297 amino acids)
Biological process (GO): epithelial cell-cell adhesion; cell-cell adhesion mediated by cadherin; zonula adherens maintenance
Cellular component (GO): pore complex; zonula adherens
Molecular function (GO): protein binding
Source: RefSeq, a predicted model, not a curated record